AUGUCCGUGACCGUCCAUCAGUCCACCGCCGAUUCGACCUUCCUGGUGACCUUCGCACCGCCUUUCGCCCCAGCCAGAUACGAGGGCAAGUUUCCCGGCUCCUUCAGUAUACUCUUCGACCCAUGGCUUGAUGGCGCGUCGAUCGUGGGACACCCCAAAUUCGCGACCAACAAGCAUACCCACCCAGCCGCAAUCCCCUCGCUUGCCGACGUGAAAGAUGUUGACAUGAUCGUCGUCAGUCAAGAGAAGUCCGAUCACCUGCAUGAGGAGACAUUACGUACCUUGCCGAAAGACACAAAAGUCAAGAUACUGGCGACGCCCAAAGCAGCCAAGAAGAUCUACGAGUGGAAUUACUUUACAGAUCCGAGCAUCAUACGUGUGAUGAGUCCCUACAAUGCAGCCAAAGAUGACACCGUGAUCAGAAUACCGAUAGAAGCAUACUCGUCUACAAGUGCAGAGGGCGAAGUGACCAUAACCAACAUCUCCGAGAAGAGGGACAUCACUGGGCUACACAAUGCCAUUGGCGUGACGUACUGUCCGCCAGGAACGCUACUCAGAGCUGCAGAUGGCACCACCGUUAAGAUGAGCGAGUUACCCGGCAUGGCUUCAUCUCGGCCGAAUACUGCCAAGUCGUCGACGAGCUCUCCCUCUUCGCAGUCACCCAAACCAGCGAGACAGCGUUACCUUCGAGGAUCGCUCGACGAUAUCGAAUACUACGGUCCUUCCAUACCCCGGCAACCUCCCGACAACUACGAUGCCACGACUCAGAAGCCAUCUCAAAAUCGCGCCGAUCCACCCCGAGGCCGACCCACCACAAGUGGCUCCCGACAGCCAACAGCUCACGGAGUUGGCAAGAGGCUGGACAAUUAUGAGAAGGUGCUCACCACGCUCUACACUCCGCACGGUAUCGAGUCCACCAAGCUUCGAUCAUACCUUUCGCAACACCUGCAUCCGUUGAACGGUGCGCUACCUCUCACUGUGCUAUUCCACAGCAUGAACGUUGAAUCCAACCCGUGGUGGAUGGGUGGAUUGAUUAGUGCAGGUGCGCCAGGUGGUGUCAAGGUCGCCAAAGAGGUGGAUGCAAGAUACUGGAUCAGUGCACACGAUGAGAUCAAAGAUAGCUCGGGGUUUGCUGUAAGCUUCAUCAAGAAGCAGGUGUAUACUGCAGAACAUACCACCAAACUGCUGCGCGAGGCAGAGGGAAUUGGUGGAGGACGUGGGAUUGGUACUGAAGUUUGUGUGCUGGGGUGUGGUGGUGAGAGGAGGUUUGUGGGUUGA
Molecule: messenger RNA, 1278 nt
Organism: Fulvia fulva
Lineage: Eukaryota; Fungi; Ascomycota; Dothideomycetes; Mycosphaerellales; Mycosphaerellaceae
Exons: 1
Coding region: 1-1278 (425 amino acids)
Source: RefSeq, a predicted model, not a curated record